Pelmatolapia mariae (spotted tilapia) is the source of this 7957-nucleotide messenger RNA. RefSeq names its product metal transporter CNNM1-like. The transcript is spliced from 10 exons. Gene Ontology annotation, cellular component: plasma membrane; cytoplasm. Gene Ontology annotation, biological process: transport; intracellular manganese ion homeostasis; magnesium ion homeostasis. Gene Ontology annotation, molecular function: transmembrane transporter activity. The record is from RefSeq and is a predicted model, not a curated record. Lineage: Eukaryota; Metazoa; Chordata; Actinopteri; Cichliformes; Cichlidae. Bases 1642 to 4323 code for a protein of 893 amino acids.
AAAAUCGGCCCACGCUGAAAGCUGUUGAACCAACUGUGUUAGCACCUUUUAGCCUGUGAGGUCUGUCAUCAUCACUGCUGAUCAUUACUCUAACGCUCACCCAAAACAAACAAACUAAAAAGUUUGUUUGUUUCGUAAUACACUAAACACUGAAACUUGGGUGUGUUGUUGUUCUUUUGCUGUGAUGUUCUGUUUUGCUGUUUGAUCCCAUUAUUUUCACUGAAAAUUAUUAUUUUCAGGUCAUUCUACAGCACACAGUGAUAGUGCAGACAAUGGGCUUGUUUUAAGGCGGAGUUCAGGGAGUAAUCUUUAUUAUUUCAGGAAUCAGGGAACUAGCUAACACAGAGUCAAGGUGCUGCUGGCUGCUCAACAGUCCUGAGUAUUCUUUAUAUUUUUCAUUUCAUUACAGAAGGUUCAAUAUUGUCUUGCUGAAAUAUGUAAGGCCUCACCUGCAAAUGACAUCAUCCGGAUUGGAGAAAGUGUUGCUCUACAACCUGUUUACGUCUUUUAGCAUUCAUUACCAGAUGUGCAAGCUGUGAAUUCCAGCCAUUUCCAGACAUGAAUGCAUUCCCAUAGUAUCAGAGAUGGCCCCUCUCUGCUUGCAGAGUAUCCAUGUUUUCCAAAAGGAAUUUCAAAUUUCAAUGUGUCAGACCACAGAACAGUUUUACGAUUUAGCUCAGUCCUUUUGGAAUUAGCUUUGGAUCACUGAGUUUCUGGGUUUCUGGAUCAUGUCCACAUAUGGAUCCUUGGAGCUUUAGCCUGCACUUGUGAAUAGCACAACAAACUGUGUCCACAGAGCGUCAUUUCUGGAGGUUUUCCUGAUGCAGUGACUUCCAUGACAGAACCAUGUCCAUUUUUAAAGCAGUGCUGUCUUAUGACCUGAAGAUCACAGCCAAUCAAUAUUGAUUUUCAGUCUUUUCCUUUGCACAGAAAUCUCUUGAGAUUUCUCUGAAUCUUCUGGUAAUAUGAUGAGAUAUUCAAAGUAUUUGCAGUUUUACACAGUUUUAUUGUUUUUAAAUUGUUCCACAAUUUGUUAAUGUGUUUUUUCCUUCUUCUUUUUUUGUUCUUUUACUCGACCCAUUUUGACUUCUGAGAAACUCUUCCUGUCUGAGAUGCUCGUUUUAUACCCAGUGAUGUUGCUGACAUGUUGCCAGUUAACCUGAUCAGAUGCAAAACUUUUCAUAAACCUGCUUUUUGUCACCCCGCCCCAACUGCUCUGAUAUUUGAUAUGUUUUCUAAAAUAUGGGUUUAUGAGGUUGCUAAUUAAUCGCACUCUGUUGUUUAUUUACAUUUUACACAGUACCCCAAACUUUUUAGAAAUGUAUUGAAAUGAGCUCGAUCAUUUAGGAUAAAAUAAAGUUAUUAUUUAAACCUCGAUGAAGGUGAAAGAAUGCUUGGAGUUGCUGAGCGCAACAAAUCUGAUGUAAACUCCACAGUGAAAUCCACGAGGUUAUUAUUAGAAAGUUGCGUCACGGCAAGGUGGAGAGCCCCCCUCCCUCUGUGUGUGUGCGUGCAGGCGAACAUCAUUAUCAGCACCGCAGUCAGCGGAGCGCUGAUGGUCCCUCCUUCUUCCACAUGGACCGGAACCGCGCGGCACGUGACCCGGAGACCGUGGACUGAGAGAGCUUCUCACACCGCAUCAUGGCUGCAUCCGAUGCGGCCGCGCGAUACCGGGCCGUCUCCCUGCUCUGCUGCUGGGCUCCGCUCUCUCUGAGCCGGCUGCUCCUGCUCCUCUGCGCCUGCUCGCUGCUGCCAGCCCCGGCGCUCGGCUUGCUCGGCUUUCGACCAGAGGAGACCGGGGCGGAGCUGUCCGUGGAGGACGGGGUGCUGAAAGCCACCGAGGGGACUCGCUUCAUACUUCGGGUCUACUAUUCCACCUCCUCGCAGAAGCUCAACCGUACUCGUGCCAACAACGCCGCGCCCUGGAUCGCCUUCAUCGAAGAGCCAACUCCCGGCAGAGAGGGGCAAGUUCACCCGAAGCGAAACAUGUGCAUGGACAAGAACGCCAGCACCUCCGACAUCGAGGUUUUGGGCUCUUUCAAGUCUGCUUCCAGUCAGAACUCGGUGCUGGUGGAGCUGCUGGCCAAAGACCUGCGGAGAGGGGAGAAGAUUAAAUAUUAUUCCAUGUGCGCCUUUGACGGAUCCAAAUGGGAACACUACCGAACUAAAGAUUUCUGGGUGGCCGUGAAGGAGCGCUCGGCAGUGCCGGAGCUCUGGCUGCAAGUGCUGGUCUCCGUCCUCCUGCUCGGGCUGUCAGCUCUGUUCAGCGGGCUGAACUUGAGCCUGCUGGCGCUCGAUCCAGUGGAGCUACAGGUCCUCCAGAACAGCGGCACCGACACCGAACAGAACUACGCGCGGAAAAUCGAGUCUGUGCGUCGGCACGGUAACUAUGUCCUGUGCACUUUACUGCUGGGGAACGCGAUCAUCAACGCCUCGCUCGCCGUGUGGAUGUGCCAGAUCCUGGGCAUGACCUGGCUCUCCACGGUCAUUUGCGCCUUCGGGAUCUUCUUCAUUGGGGAGAUUCUUCCACACUCGGUCGCAUCGCGCCACGGCCUGGCCAUCGCAUCCAAAACCAUCUGGGUGACACGGCUGCUCAUGGUGCUCUCCUUCCCCAUCUCAUACCCGAUCAGCAAGCUGCUGGACCUCAUCUUAAACCAGGAGAUCUCCAACUUCUACACAAGAGAGAAACUCUUGGAAAUGCUGCGAGUCACCGACCCGUACCACGACUUGGUAAAAGAAGAGCUCAACAUAAUCCAGGGAGCACUAGAACUGCGCACCAAAACUGUGGAGGACGUCCUGACUCCGCUGACCGACUGCUUCAUGCUGGCCUCGGACGCGGUGUUGGACUUCAACACCAUGUCCGAGAUCAUGCAGAGCGGAUACACGAGGAUUCCGGUAUUUGAGAACGAGAGAUCCAAUAUCGUGGACAUUCUGUUUGUGAAGGACCUGGCGUUUGUGGACCCAGACGACUGCACCCCCCUGAAGACCAUCACCCAGUUCUACAAACACCCGCUGCACUGCGUCUUCAACGACACUAAACUGGACGCCAUGCUGGAGGAGUUCAAGAAAGGGAAGUCCCACCUCGCCAUCGUGCAGCGUGUUAACAACGAGGGUGAGGGUGACCCUUUCUACGAGGUGAUGGGCAUCGUGACCCUGGAGGAUGUCAUUGAGGAAAUCAUCAAGUCAGAGAUCUUGGAUGAGACAGAUCUCUACACUGAUAAUCGCACAAAGCGUCGUGUUUCUCAUCAUGAGCGAAAGCAGCAGGACUUCUCCAUCUUCAAACUGUCAGAAAAUGAGAUGAAAGUGAAGAUUUCCCCCCAGCUUCUCCUGGCAACACAUCGUUUCCUCUCCACAGAGGUGGAGCCCUUCAAACCAACACACAUCUCAGAGAAGAUCUUAUUGAGGCUCAUCAAACACCCCAGUGUGGUUCAAGAACUCAAGUUUGAUGAGAAGAACAAGCGAGCCUCUCAGCACUUCCUGUUCCAGCGCAACAAACCAGUGGACUAUUUCAUCCUAGUGCUACAGGGUCGAGUUGAAGUAGAGUUUGGUAAGGAGGCACUGAAGUUCGAGAAUGGAGCGUUCUCUUAUUUCGGGGUCCCGGCCAUCAUGCCAGCAGUCCACAGAUCGCCCUCUCGUAGCAGCGGUUUGGACCGCUCUGAGUUGAUGCUCUAUGGGGGAAGUAUGAGCCAGCUGAAUGGAGGGGGGAAUGUCUACCUGCCAGACUACUCUGUAAGGCAGCUCACGCACCUUCAGCUCAUCAAGAUCACCCGGAGUCACUACCAGAAUGCAGUAACAGCUACGCGGAUGGACAGCUCCCCUCAGACCCCUGAUGCUGACACCCGUCUGACAGAAAGCAACUCCCCGACCCCUGGGCCACCAGCACCAGAGCCCACCACCACCACACUGAUGCCCCCAGAGCACACUACUGCCACCCUUAUGCCCCCACCCAGGGAGCCAAGUCGGCCCAGUUCAGCCCGAACCCGGGGACAGCAGUCCAGUGUACCGCACAGCACCUCCCUGCUGAAUGAGAAGAACCGCAUUGUCCGUAGCAAGUCUGAUGGCCAGAAGAGUCCGAGUGAUUCGGUGUUUCUGAGGAUGGAUGAGAUCCCCUACAUCAGAGAGGACAGAUGUGAGCCUGACAUGGCCUCUGUUCCCAUAGAAACGGACACAUCCCCUUUCAUCAGCAGCCUGUCGCUGAGUGGUUCAGAGGACACACUGGGCAAGAAACUGCUGCUCAAACUAAGCCACAAGAAGAGGAAAAAAUCUCGUGAAGGGGAAAAAACACCAGAGGACAUUUCAGAGCAGCCGCUGGUGAAAACCUAGCAGAGUGUGUGUGAAACAGACCUGAAUACACUCCAUCAUGUGAUGGUUCUUUAAGCUGUUUGUAAAGACAAAUGUGGCUGCUGAAUUACAGCUCUCAGAGUUUUAUCUGAAAACACACUCCAAAAGCACGCACUGUUGGAGACCGUAAAGUGGGCCCGUUUCCAGGAAUGCACAGAACCUGUGGGUGGAAGACACCAUUCUAACAAAAAGCGGGGGUGCAGCUUUAGCAACAUGCACCAAACCCUCUGGCUUUCCUGCUCCCUCCACUCUUUGAUUCACGGUAUCAAAGAACACAAGCUUCAGCACUAUGCCAUGGCUUCUCAUCUCCAGGUUCUCGUGUGGAUGCACAUGUAUAAAGAAAAGACUGUGAAUGUAAAACAUUUAUAGAAAAAUUGGGUUUCUUUUUACUCAUGUAAGACUACUUCUUCAAUGGAGCUAAAGACACUGAUGUUGCACGGGAAACAGAGGGAAGACACCAAAGACGUUGCUGUUUUGUACGUACUGCUCCAAAAUGCACAAGUGAAAUUAUAAGGUUCUUUUAAAGGCUGCCUGAUUAGCACCCUUUACAUAAUAAUUAGAGUUUCAGCCUACAGUGCAGAAAUACUGUCUAUUUGCAUUCUAUUUGUUAACACUUGCAUUUCAUAUACUGCAUAUGAAAUAUGCACACAUUUUCCACCAGUCGCUCACAAAAUGUGGUCACACUGAGAAAUAGUGAAAUAGCAUACAGCGAUUCCUGAUGGUAUGGAGGCCCAGAAGUGCCAACAGAAAGAAAGAAAGAAAGAAAGAAAGAAAGAAAGAAAGAAAGAAAGAAAGAAAGAAAGAAAGAAAGAAAGAAAGAAAGAACGAACAAAAUGAAAACAUCAGUGCCCAGCAUUGCUGAUGCUUGUGUGGUGUAGGCUAUUACAGCAGUGAAUUCAUAUCCAUAGUUUUGGAUGAAUAUCAUGUUCACAUAUAAUGUAAACCUUUCAAUGUGCCCACGUGUUUCUACCCAUGCGGUGAAUCGAUUCAGUAGAUGAAGACAAAUAUAUGGUUAUGAUAAUAUAUUUUUCAACUGCAUGUGGGUAUUACGAUUGGAGCUCUAAACCUCCUGUUCAUUUUAUUCAUCGCUGAGUCUGAGAAGUAUUUAAGUGUCUGUAAAACGUGGGCUGGAGACAAAUCUACUAACUGUUGAAUGUCGAACACAAAGUCAUUCCCUGUCUUGCUGAGAGCGAUUAGUUUAGCUUGGCCUAAAUCCUGGAGUCUGGCGCAAUUUGCUUUAAGCGGCUAAAAUCAGUGUUUUGUUGUGGUAACAAUAAAACAUCCCACGCAGAGGUGUUAGCAAAGGGCUAGUGAGCAUUUAGACUCAAAAAGUUGGUAGACACUAUGGCCAAAAAAUGUCAUCCAUUUGUUAGAGAAGUCUCAUUGUUGGGGGUUAUGUGGGUUUCAUGGAUGUCAUGUUUUAAACUCAUGGCUGAGAACAUCAGGAAAGUGGUUUUUUGGAAAUAAUCCAGCAUUGAAAUAUUGUUCUGCUCUGAUGUUUGCUACAUGUGCUGCAGGCAGUGCUGAGUGUAUGAGAAACAGUGGCUGCUGAGCCACAGAGCCAAAGACCACACCAGGCAGUGUUUGGGCUCUGAGAGGAUGUAAUGAUUAUAUAACUCUCCUUAAACGUUGUUAGCGGAGGUGGAAGAGUGUCUUUAAAAGGCUUUGUUUGUUUUUCUUUCUCCUGCAUGUAUCCAACUACAGUUUAUAUGACAGCAGUGCUGAAAACUCCCAGUGCCAGUUUGUGGAUGACAUCAUCACUUGAAAUCCUUCUCGGUUUUGAUAGUUGAGACGUCGCUUUUUUGAUCACUUUUGUGAAGUAUAAUAUCCUGCCACUCUUACUGUGUAGGAAAAUGAUUCAGUAAUAAUAGCAUGGAGGCUCUGGAGGUUUACUGCUGACUGUCUGAAGGCCCAAAUCAUUCAGGUUUUUGGUGAUCUGUGAAGAGCUGCCUCUGAACCUGCGCUUUCUGUUGGCCUGCAUGGUGCAGCAGGGAUGGGAUGGAUGGGUGUGGCACUGUCACUGAGGUUCAGGAUCAGAUUUGUGCCACUGCAGCACAGACCUGGAGCAGGAGGAGGAGCAGGAGGAGGAGGAGGAAGGAAUGUGAAAAAAAGGAAAAUGCACUAAAAGGCCUAAAGUUUGACUCACCAAUACAGUUUUGUUUCCUGACUGACACCACUUUGCUGCAUUACUUUGUAAAAUGUUAUCGUGCUGCAUCAUCUGCACUUAAAAACUCUACUUGCAUAAUUGGGGGAGGGGAGGAUUAAAGAUCUUGAUUUGUUUAAAUUGAAUUUUGAAAGACAGUCAACAAAUUAGUGAGAUGCAUUAGCAUCAAACAGCCUCGCCCAGCAGUACAAACACAUAUUUAGGAACUAGUGGGAGGGGUGCUUUUCAACUCUGCUCAUUGGUUAAUGUAACAGGAGGCCAGGGAGAGAGAAACAUCCCUCCUGAGUACAAUACAUGAAACCUGCUGAGUCAUUUUGCUGCAUUGGGGCACCAGCCUCAGCCAAUCAGCAGCAUCCUUUGAGGUCAAAUCCAGACAAUAACAGAUUCUGCUGCAGGACGUUGUUGAUUUCUUAGGUCGGUUCAUGCUUCCUGCUGUACAUCUAUUUGAGCUUUGGAGAUCAGGAUGCGCUCAUAACAUGUCUGAGAUCAGUUCUGUAUAUUCACUAUUUCUGCUAUGAGACAAGGUAAUGUCAGCUGAUCAGUGCAAAUUUGUUUUCAGCUGUUUUCACUGUAUUUUCUAACAGAAGGAGCCGAGUUGCAGACAUGUACAGACAGCAUUUCCUUGGAAAUAUGAGAGUUUAAUACUUGUAAAAUAGAAAAGCAACUAUGUGAUGUUUUUUGUAUCAGAAUAUAUAAAAAUACAGAGUUCCACAAAAUACUGAAUUUUAACAGUCUGCUGUCUUUAUUUUAUAUUAAAGACAAAUCUGGUGAUGAUAUAUUAUGGUUUAUUUUUCUUGCUUUAAACAUUUCCCACAAGACCAAACCAACCAACACGAUCCUAUUGACAAGUGUCGUUAGCAUUAAGGGGCGCAAAGUAUGCCAUGAAAAUAUCCCUCACCCCACUACACCACCACCAACACCGCCAGCCUAAAUUCAAUAAACCGUUGUUACAAGACAGGAUGGAUUCAUGCUUUCAUGCUGUUUGCGCUAACGUCUGACCCUGUAAUGUGAAUGAUGGAGAUGUCAAAUCAAGACUCAUCAAAUCAGGGGACAUUUUUUCUAGUCUUCUGUUGUCCAAUUUUAGCCUCAGUUCCUGUUGUUUGAGGACAGAAAUGAAACCUGGUAGGAUCGUCUGCUGCUUCAAGUUUUGACAUACAGCGAGUUUGGAGUUCCUCUAUCUCUAUGCCUCCAGUUUAGAUUAACUUAAAGCAGUCACUGACUGGACAGUUCUCUUUUAUGAACCAUAGAGAUAUCUGUGUAAAUCAGCAGUUUGUGAAAUAGUCUGUUUAAAGUCACUUUAGUCACCUGCUCUGUUCUGGAAAGCAGCCACAAGCUCCUCAGCACAGCUAUGAUUACUUGUGACAGCUGAUGACUUCACUUCACACUCAGUGCCGUCAACAUCUCCAUACAUUCUACACAAUGUACGGUGUUAAACUGCUGAUUAUAUUAUAU